Messenger RNA from Cynara cardunculus var. scolymus (artichoke), 2136 nucleotides. Its product is annotated as ABC transporter G family member 21. Gene Ontology annotation, cellular component: membrane. NCBI's taxonomy places the organism in Eukaryota, Viridiplantae, Streptophyta, Magnoliopsida, Asterales, Asteraceae. Bases 1 to 2061 code for a protein of 686 amino acids. Gene Ontology annotation, molecular function: ATP binding; ABC-type transporter activity; ATP hydrolysis activity. The record is from RefSeq and is a predicted model, not a curated record. The transcript is spliced from 5 exons.
AUGCCACUUCUCGAGCUUGAGCCCAGUAUUUCUGGUGUUGCAGAAAGUCCAGCUGCUACUAGAUCUCAUGUUAACACAAAAAUUAUUAUGGACAAGUCCACAGUUCAUGCCGAGCCACCCAGGGAGUCGACGACUAAGAACAUGGACCCUACCUUCGAAUCUGGAUCAGUUGCAAAUCAAAAUCAAUCCACACCAUCACAGCUGCCUUUUUUACGCGAAUCUUUACGCCCGAUUACACUCAAGUUUGAGGAUUUGGCUUACACUAUAAACUUGCAAUCUGGAGAUGACCAUUGUUUUACUUCACCUGAAUCAAAGAGAACCCGGACCCUUCUCAAUGGAGUUAGUGGAGUAGUCCGACCAGGGGAAUUACUAGCCAUGCUUGGACCAUCAGGGAGUGGAAAAACCACCUUACUAACUGCCCUUGGUGGUAGACUUCCCGGAAAGACUUCGGGCAGCAUAACCUACAGUGGCCAGCCCUUCUCAAGCUCGGUGAAAAGAAAAAUUGGAUUUGUAACACAAGAUGAUGUAUUAUAUCCACACCUCUCGGUUUUAGAAACUUUAACCUAUGCUGCGCUGUUGAGGUUGCCUAAGAAUUUGACCCUAGAAGAGAAAGUAGAGCAAGCUGAGCUGAUCAUAGUGGAACUCGGGCUAAGUAAGUGCCGUAAUAGCAUCGUGGGAGGGCCACUUAUACGUGGGGUUUCAGGUGGGGAGAGAAAGCGGGUUAGUAUUGGACAAGAGAUGUUGGUGAACCCCAGCCUUUUGCUUUUGGAUGAGCCCACAUCUGGCCUGGACUCCACCACGGCUCUACGGCUAAUGGCCACAUUGAAAGGGUUGGCUCGUGGAGGGAGGAGUGUGGUGACCACGAUCCAUCAACCAUCAAGUAGGUUGUAUUGGAUGUUUGAUAAGGUCGUCGUGUUAUCUGAUGGCUUCCCGAUUUACAGUGGGCAGGCUAGCCGGGUUAUGGAGUAUCUUGCUUCCAUUGGGUAUGUGCCCGGGUUUAACUUGAUGAAUCCUGCUGAUUUUCUGCUUGAUCUUGCCAAUGGUGUGGCUCCUUCUACAAACCCAGAGGAUCAUCAACAAUAUAAUCAAGGUAGACCGGAAGAUCGCAACUCAGUGAAACAGUUCCUAAUAUCUUCUUACAAGAAAACCCUUCACCCCCUCAUUAAGGACGACAUCCAUAGAAAUAUCCAUGACACAACUCGUGCUAUUGGAGGACCAAAAUCUUCAAGACGUUGUGACAACAUAUGGACCACAAGUUGGUGGACACAAUUUAAAGUGUUGUUCAAAAGAGGUCUGAGAGAGAGGAGGCACGAAUCGUACUCGGGUUUACGAAUCUUCCAAGUGAUGUCUGUCUCAAUCUUAUCAGGUCUUCUGUGGUGGCAUUCUGAUACAUCACACUUGCAAGAUCAGGUGGGACUUCUCUUCUUCUUUUCAAUAUUUUGGGGGUUUUACCCUCUAUCCAAUGCCAUAUUCACAUUCCCUCAAGAGCGGCCAAUGCUAACAAGAGAACGAUCUUCUGCAAUGUACCGUCUAUCCUCUUAUUACUUCGCUAGAAUGGCAGGGGACUUGCCGAUGGAACUCGUUCUCCCGACAGUUUAUGUAACAAUUACCUAUUGGAUGGGUGGCCUCAAACCUUCACUCACCACAUUUGUGCUAACAGUUCUAAUCAUUCUUUUCAACGUGCUCGUGUCACAAGGACUUGGACUAGCCCUGGGAGCCAUACUUAUGGACCUAAAACAAGCAACCACCUUAUCAUCAGUGAUCAUGCUAGUAUUUUUACUUGCAGGUGGUUACUAUAUUCAACAAAUUCCAUCAUUCAUCAGUUGGUUGAAAUACAUCUCAUUUAGCCAUUAUUGUUUUAAGCUGUUAGUGGAAGUGCAAUACAGCGAAAAUGAGGUUUAUAGGUGCGGGAUAGGCACUGAGUGUAGGGUUGUAGAUUUUCCAGGGAUCAAGUAUCUGGGUAUCGGUCACUUGUGGUGGGAUGUGGCCGCUUUGGGUGUAAUGUUGGUUGGGUACAGGCUUCUGGCUUAUGUAGCACUGAGGAUGAGCAAAUCUCACUAAUUCAUUAGCCUCGAAUUCUACUUGUUUGUGUCAAUAAAUCCAAAAGUAAUUAAGAGAAAAAGAAAUGAUAAUAUU